Myotis davidii is the source of this 799-nucleotide messenger RNA. RefSeq names its product phosphoglycerate mutase 1 (gene PGAM1). Gene Ontology annotation, molecular function: intramolecular phosphotransferase activity. The coding region runs from base 1 to 795 and encodes 264 amino acids. The record is from RefSeq and is a predicted model, not a curated record. The transcript is spliced from 4 exons. Gene Ontology annotation, biological process: glycolytic process. Lineage: Eukaryota; Metazoa; Chordata; Mammalia; Chiroptera; Vespertilionidae.
AUGGGCCCAGGGUGGGGAAUCGACUUGCUCAAGGUCACCCAGGAGAGCGUGGGGGCCUCGUACCAGGAAGUGGACCCGGGGCGGCCACCCGGCAGCCGGCGGUGCUCUCCGCGACAUCGCCUUGCGAAAUUCUCCUUUCUGCUUACCACUUUGAACUUACAAUUUCUAGAUGCCGGCUACGAGUUUGACAUCUGCUUCACCUCAGUGCAGAAGAGAGCAAUUCGGACGCUCUGGACUGUGCUGGAUGCCAUUGACCAGAUGUGGCUGCCUGUAGUGAGGACCUGGCGUCUCAAUGAGCGGCACUAUGGGGGUCUGACUGGUCUUAACAAAGCAGAAACUGCUGCCAAGCAUGGCGAGGCCCAGGUAAAGAUCUGGAGGCGCUCUUACGAUAUCCCACCACCACCGAUGGAGCCCGACCAUCCCUUCUACAGCAAUAUCAGUAAGGAUCGCAGGUAUGCAGACCUCACUGAAGAUCAGCUACCCUCCUGUGAGAGUCUGAAGGACACUAUUGCCAGAGCUCUGCCCUUUUGGAAUGAAGAAAUAGUGCCCCAGAUUAAGGAGGGGAAACGGGUACUGAUUGCAGCCCAUGGUAACAGCCUUCGGGGCAUUGUCAAACAUCUGGAAGGUCUUUCUGAAGAGGCUAUCAUGGAGCUGAACCUGCCGACUGGUAUUCCCAUUGUCUAUGAAUUAGACAAGAACUUGAAGCCCAUCAAGCCCAUGCAGUUCCUGGGGGAUGAAGAGACCGCGCGCAAAGCCAUGGAGGCUGUGUCUGCCCAGGGCAAGGCCAAGAAGUGACCGA